UUUAAUGGCUCAGAUUCCUCUCCAACCAACCAUGAACCAUGACAAACUACCUGUCACCGACUUGUUCACGUCGGCGAGGCAACGAACCCAAAACAUAUCCUUCUAUGAAAAGCAUAUUUUACGCCGCCUUCGUCUCUUCUCCAUCAACUCCACACAUAUUACAACUCUCUCUCUUCCUCUCUCUCUGUUCUCAAUCAUUUACACAUAUACAUACAAUUUUAAUUUCUCUAUAUCAUCUCUAUCUUCUCCUGUAAUCCCACCUCCGCCACCACUUAGGGAAUUCGAGGCGACGCGAAAUUUAGGCAAAAAUGGUGCGCCGUCUCUUGACCUGCUUCGGCAAGGACAGCACUACUACUACGUCGUCGUCAUCAGCGGCUGCCACGUCAGUGACGGUGGACACGACGGAGGAGGAGAAGCGGCGAGGGGGAGCGGUGCUGGUGGAGCUAUUCACGUCGCAGGGGUGUAAGACGUCGCCGGAGGCGGAAUUGCUGUUUUCGCGGCUAGGGAGGGGGGAUUUUGGGCUGGACUUGCCGGUGGUGGUGCUGCUUGCUUAUCAUGUGGACUAUUGGGAUUUUAUGGGCUGGAAGGAUCCGUAUGGGCUGAGCCAUUGGACUGUUAGACAAAAGGCCUAUGUUGAGGCCAUGAAUUUGGAUACCAUGUUUACGCCCCAAAUUGUGGUCCAAGGCAAGGCCCAGUGUGUGGGGACUGAAGAGGAUGCUGUGUUGUCUUUGAUUAAUAGUGCACCAAGAUUUCCUGCUCUUGGCUUCCAGGCAACCUUUCAAAGACCAACAUCAGAUUCAUUGCAAGUCUCACUGAAAGGAGCUUUGAGGAGCAAAGUUGACGGCAAUGGUGCCAACGUCAUGGUGGCUCUAUAUGAGAGUGGAUUGGUGACUAACUGUCCAACCGGAGAGAACAAAGGGCGCGUCCUAUCCAAUGACUUUGUCGUAAGAAAGCUCGAAAAGCUCUGCGCCGUCAAGGACAUUUCGGCCAAGAAGACUGUAUCCGGCACUGUCAACUUCACUCUCUGGGGAAGCUUCAAUGGCAGCAAAUGUGGAGUCGCUGUCUUUGUCGAAAACACUUCUCAUCAAGUUUUUGGUUCUCAGAACUUCCAAUUGCCUGAUGAUAUAUGAAAUUUAGAGUACUGUUGUGUACAGGAUUUGUUGUUUGUGUUAGGAACUAAUGAUUGAUUUGUUGUUUGUGUUAGAGAAAUGUGGGCAAUUAUAAUGCCUGUGUCAAUCUCUUCUUUGGGCAGUCAAAAA
Molecule: messenger RNA, 1259 nt
Organism: Tripterygium wilfordii
Lineage: Eukaryota; Viridiplantae; Streptophyta; Magnoliopsida; Celastrales; Celastraceae
Exons: 2
Coding region: 309-1130 (273 amino acids)
Source: RefSeq, a predicted model, not a curated record